CCAGGAGCACGCAGACAGCACAGGGCUCUGCAGCCCGACCCGCAGCUCCAAGCGUUGGGGUACGUGGGACCCCCACAGUGCAGCCAUGCCAAAGGGUGGGACUGCAGCUGUUGGAAGGAGGCACAGCCUGUGCUCCUAGUUGGACUUCCUGAGACAGAAGGGGGGCAGCGGAGGAUGCGGUCUGGGAGAUGAGUGGCACCGAGGAUGACAGCCGCUGUCAGAAGGCAGUUCGCAUCAUCACCGAGCUGUGCAGGAAGAAAAGCCUUCCUGCCCUGCAUCUGGACACGUGCAGGGAAUUCCUUCUGCCUUCAGACCAGAGCCUGAGCAUCUCCGAGCCAGAGCUCUCCGUCAGCCUCCUUGCAGUGAUAGUUAUUGUGUGUGGACUGGCCCUGGUGGCAGUUUUUCUGUUUCUCUUUUGGAAGCUGUGCUGGGUUCCCUGGAGGAACAAGGCCAUUUCUUCUAACCUGGCCGUCUUGCAGAGCGAGGCAGACUGCAAUAAGGAGAACAUGGCAGACAAGCUCCAGGACACGGGCACCAUCAGCUUCCUGGAGGCAGCUGUGAAAAUCAGCCACACGUCACCAGACAUCCCUGCAGAGGUGCAGAUGUCCAUGAAGGACCACAUCCUGCGGCGCACGCGGAUCCAGAGGCAAACAACAGAGCCUGCAUCAUCCACCAGGCACAUCUCCUUCAAAAGACACCUUCCUCGACAAAUGCACGUAUCCAGCAUGGAUUAUGGCAUGGACCCACCCCCCGUCGCCGAGCAGCCGACCAGCAUCGGCCGCAUUAAGCCUGAGCUCUACAAGCAAAAAUCUGUUGACUCCGAGGACCCCAAAAAGGAAGCAGCAAAAACCUGUGGGAAAAUUAACUUCACUCUCAAGUACGACUACGAGAACGAGACACUGACUGUCCGAAUUCUCAGGGCUUUUGAUUUGCCAGCCAAAGAUUUCUGUGGCAGCUCAGAUCCCUAUGUGAAGAUCUACCUCCUGCCCGACAGAAAGCGCAAGUUCCAGACACGGGUGCAUAGGAAGACCCUGAACCCCACCUUCGACGAGUCCUUCCAUUUCCCUGUGCCCCACGAGGAGCUGGUGAGCAGGAAGCUCCACCUGAGCGUCUUUGACUUUGACAGGUUCUCCAGACACGACAUGAUAGGAGAAGUUAUCUUGGAGAACCUGUUUGAGGACUCAGAUCUCUCCAGGGAGACUUCCAUCUGGAAGGACAUUCAGUAUGCGACAACGGAAAGCGUGGACCUGGGAGAGAUCAUGUUUUCCCUUUGUUAUUUGCCAACUGCAGGUCGCCUCACCUUAACAGUCAUUAAAUGCAGGAAUCUCAAAGCGAUGGACAUCACCGGUUACUCAGAUCCAUAUGUCAAAGUCUCUUUGCUAUGUGAUGGUCGAAGACUGAAAAAGAAGAAAACUACCAUAAAGAAAAAUACACUUAAUCCUACUUAUAAUGAAGCAAUAAUCUUCGACAUUCCCCCAGAGAACAUGGAUCAAGUCAGCCUGCUCAUCUCUGUCAUGGAUUAUGAUCGAGUGGGACACAAUGAGAUAAUUGGGGUUUGCCGUGUGGGGGUCAACGCGGAAGGACUGGGGAGAGACCACUGGAACGAGAUGCUGGCGUACCCACGCAAGCCCAUUGCACACUGGCAUCCAUUAGUGGAAGUAAAGAAGUCCUUCAAAGAGUGGCAAGGCCGAGCAGCGAGCUUUGACAGCCAGAGCUCCUGUCCUUCUCCCAAACCACCUCCCACGCCGUGAUGUGCAGAGAUGGGACUCCGCAAUGUUACCGUGCACCUGCAGCCUCAGCACUGCAUUGCUGAGUGGUGGGGGCAGCAGUCAGACUUCCCAGCCUCGUUGUUCCUGUGUAAGUAAAGGCAGAAACCCGUUCUGUAGUCAACACGUCUUUGUCCAAUAGGUCUCCCAAAGUGAUGUGUUCCUUUUGUGGCUUUACCGUCCGGACCCUUAUUAAGAGGAAGAAAGCAGACUGAGAUGUAAGCUGGAAGUUUGGUCUCUUAAACAGUUUGUAAUCUGUAUGAAGGCUGGAAAUGUGCAAAGAUGUUUUGAGUUCCUACAGACAGCACACGUGGCCGGGAAGCAGCCGCCUGGCCCUGCUGUGCUGCAGGCUGGGUCUGCUUGGGUCAGAGCUGGGAGACGUGGGAAGGCUUCUCCUGGUCUGUGAGCAGCUCAGUGCUGUGAUGGCUCAGCCCGAGCUCAGCACUGUGUGUACAGGUCUCCUGUUGGUGUAGAGGUGUUCAUGAGCCGUUAGAAGUGUGUGCAGUGUGUGUCUCCAAUUCCUUUUGUCAUAUAUUCAAACAAAACAAAAAGCUGUUGAUUCCUCAGGGGGAAAACCUGCUUUUCUGUAUCUGAAGCCUCCCUAGAGCUAUUUGCAUGAACACUUUCUUAAGAUGCCCUUUGUAGCUGCUGCUCAUUGCUCUGAACAUCACCACGUUACCUGGAGUGGAGAGAACUGUUGUUGUUGUGAGCAGAGCUUGGAUGUGAAGGGGAAACGGUGCUUUGCUGUUAUAUAUAAAAUAGGUGAGAUCCUCACAUGAACACUAGAUCCUUCUUUCCUACAUCGUCCCACUCACAGGAGGUGAACAAAAGGGUAAUGCAGAAACACAGCUGCUGCUAAAAACUGCCACAUGCUUUUCCUGAACAAUCAGCACUUCCCAGUGAAUUGAGUUUUGAUGCCCAGACCCUGGAGGAAGGUCAAGUUUGGAAAGAUGAAACUUUCCUGAUCCCAGGGCUGGAGAGGCCAACAGUGAGCACAGCUCUGCAGGAGCAGCUCGUUGAGCUCAUCUUUAUCAGACAGCUGCAGCUGGACGCUCUCACACCUUGGAUUUCUCUCUCAGUUGCUAAAUGCAUUAGUGCUGUUUGUUCUGCUGUAAUUCAAUCAAGCCAGUUAAAAUAUUUUGCUUUCGAGUUGAAGCAAAAUUUGCUAGAAAGGCAGCGUUUCCCCUCAUGCCAGGUUAGCAGUAGCUGCAUCCAUCAAGUCAGCUUCAGUUUGCUUUUUCCUAAAUGUCACAGCAUCAGCCUUGGCUGAGCAUCACUGCUGUCAGCACAGAGGAUGCUUAUUUGCACCGUUUUUCUGGGUAACACAAAUCCUUUGUUCAAGUGAUGGACAAAUGUGUACUUUCCCAUCACACCUCGUGUCUUAAUUCUCUUCUUCAUCUGCGACAUGCUAUAGAAGCCGAAACUCAAUAAAAUUGUUUCAUUUGUAACUCCUGACUGGUCUCAUGAAGGCAGCAAAAAGGUUUCAUCUGGCUGCAAUGAUCACAGCUGAUGGUAAUGAAGGGGUGAUAACAGACUCCAGUUUGGUCCCUCUCUAAGUGCCGCAGUUCUCCAUUGAACUGAGAUGAUCUGUGCACACGCUUAGAUGAGCAAUAAUGAUGGGAGAAAAACCAACCCUCACAAUUUCGACUGCUUUGAGCCCAUUUAAACGAAAAGUGGUAAAACUGCAGUUGUUUUCUAGCAGUGAGUACUGAGGACUUCUACCAAGGGACAGCAUGGAGAUGCGCAGGUCUUAACCAUCCAAAACUACUGGCCACAGAGGUGGUCUGAAGGCUGACUGCUGGCCCUGAGCUUUGGUCUGCAUUGGAUGAAGCCUCCAGGUGCUCAGCAUCACUGAGGAGAGGUGGCCUCAUGCAGUUCUGCAGACCAAAGCCACCGUCCUGCGAAUGCAGAGUGGCAGCUGAGCCCUGAGUGCUGCGAUCCCAGCUGGGCACCAGGAUGGCACUCAGCACUCAUUAACUGCAUUAACCCACGCACGUAUUUUUUCUUCUUUAGUCCCAGCCUCUUAGUUUUCGGUGCUCUCUGUAUAAUCUCCGUCUUUCAUCCAUUCCUCUUGUUAUCUUGGAUUUAGUCAAAACAUGCGUGGGGUUUGACACAUGGCUUCUAUUUUUAAUCACUGCUUCGCACAGAUAAUCAAUUUCUGCUCAGUGCUGACUGUCACUGGAAAACGGGAUGUCACGCCAGCGAAAACGCCCGCGCUUCGGUGGCUCAAAGCCCUGCAUUUUGCUUUUCAGUGCUGAGAUUUGGCCUUGUCCCCGGGGAGGGGAUAAUCAAAGCAUUGUGUGCGCGUCACCGCCUCAAGAAGA
Molecule: messenger RNA, 4090 nt
Organism: Lagopus muta (rock ptarmigan)
Lineage: Eukaryota; Metazoa; Chordata; Aves; Galliformes; Phasianidae
Gene: SYT6
Product: synaptotagmin 6
Exons: 7
Coding region: 189-1751 (520 amino acids)
Biological process (GO): calcium-ion regulated exocytosis; regulation of calcium ion-dependent exocytosis; cellular response to calcium ion
Cellular component (GO): membrane
Molecular function (GO): calcium ion binding; clathrin binding; phosphatidylserine binding
Source: RefSeq, a predicted model, not a curated record